Molecule: messenger RNA, 507 nt
Organism: Schistocerca gregaria
Lineage: Eukaryota; Metazoa; Arthropoda; Insecta; Orthoptera; Acrididae
Product: calsenilin
Exons: 5
Coding region: 76-477 (133 amino acids)
Molecular function (GO): calcium ion binding
Source: RefSeq, a predicted model, not a curated record
UGUCCUGAAGGUGUCGUUCACGAAGAUUCCUUCAAGGACAUCUACGCCAAGUUCUUCCCUCACGGAAACUCGAGCAUGUACGCCCACUACGUCUUCAAGGCCUUCGAUGUCAACAGCAACGGUGCCAUCAGUUUUAGGGACCUUCUGGUGACGCUGUCGACGCUGCUGCGCGGCUCCAUGUACGAGAAGCUGCGCUGGACGUUCAAGCUGUACGACAUCAACGGCGACGGCUGCAUCACGCGCGCCGAGCUCUCCGAGAUCGUGUCGGCCAUCCACGAGCUGAUGGGGCGGCGCGCGCACCACGUCAGCAGGGUGGAGGACGAGAGAAAGGCGCGCGAGCAGGUCGACAGGGUGUUCAAGAAGCUCGACCUCAACCAGGAUGGCGUCAUCACCAUCGAGGAGUUCAUCGAGUCCUGCCUCAAGGACGAGGUGAUCACCAAGUCCCUGCAGGUGCUGGACGCCGGCAGCGGGCUAUGAUGGCCGGCCCGGGCGGCGGCCGCGGCCGGG